Diuraphis noxia (Russian wheat aphid) is the source of this 771-nucleotide messenger RNA. RefSeq lists its product as uncharacterized. The record is from RefSeq and is a predicted model, not a curated record. Lineage: Eukaryota; Metazoa; Arthropoda; Insecta; Hemiptera; Aphididae.
AUGACCCCUCGUUAUGCUGAUUCACCGCAAUUACAAACGACAGCAUGGGUUUUAGAUCAUAUCACAAAUUCUAUGCCUACUCGACCAUUGCCAAUUGCCMUUAAAGAGCAUUAUUCUCAUCUUGCUAUGGCUGACCCAAAUUUCGAUAAACCCGGCCCUAUUGAUAUGUUGUUUGGUGCUGAUUUGUACCCUGAAGUUACGGAGAACGGUAAGGUAAUCGUGAAAAAGGAUUKUCCAGCUGCCUUUAACACGAUAUUUGGAUGGAUAAUUGUCGGUUCCGUUCCAGUUGUUGGUCAGUGCAAACCCCAUUGUGGAUUAGUGUCAUUAUCAGUGUCUUUGAAAGACACCUUACAACGAUUUUGGGAGGUGGAGGAACCMGGACCUGCCCCUAUUGAGUUUUCUGAGCAAGGGCAAUGUGAACUAUUGUUUUGCAGUCAAAUGUCACGGCUUGAUGAUGGCCGUUUUUCUGUKCCGUYGCCUUUUCACGGGCYUGGGCUGUCCAACGCAUUUGAAGGUUCACGGCAGGUGGCCAUGAAAAGGUUCUUAAAUCUAGAACGUAAGCUUCAAACCAAUCAACCACUUUACGAUUCAUAUCGACGUUUCAUGCAAGAGUAUUUAGAGUUAGGUCACAUGUCCCUCGCCUCACGCCCAGGUUUAUAUGACAUUCCUCGUCAUGCUGUCCUGAAAGACCCUACUGAUGUGUCGAAGGUUCGGGUGGUAUUUGACGCCUCUGCAUCCUGCUAUUCCGGGGCAUCUCUAAAUGAUUGCUGA